Folsomia candida is the source of this 1281-nucleotide messenger RNA. RefSeq lists its product as uncharacterized. The record is from RefSeq and is a predicted model, not a curated record. The transcript is spliced from 5 exons. NCBI's taxonomy places the organism in Eukaryota, Metazoa, Arthropoda, Collembola, Entomobryomorpha, Isotomidae. Bases 66 to 1115 code for a protein of 349 amino acids.
UAUUGUUUGUAGCAUUCGAACUCUUAAAUCAUUCGACAAAAUCGAUAAUAUAUUUAAUAGUCCUUAUGGGUAUCACUUGGUAUGUCAUUGGGGUCACGCUUCUGGUGGGGACAGUAGCAUCAAAAGCAAUUUCGGAUCCCGCACCCCGUUUGAUCAACAGUACCAGAUUCAGUUUAGGAGAUCAUGAAUAUUACGUGGAAUUUAUUGAUAGUAGUUGGCAAGCAGCCCUCACUGCAUGCACCAGCCUAGGAUUUGAAGGUCUUGUUAAUUUCGAAUCACUAGAGGAAUGGGAAGCUGUUCGUGGAUUAUUAGAAGGGCCUGGUCAACACUUUUGGAUUGACGGAAUUAAUACAGGAUCAAACAACUGGAUAUGGACCAGUGGUGCAUUGAGAGGUCAACAACUCCCAGAUUGGGCACCUUGGAAGCCUGGUCAUCCAGUAAACGCUCUCACACACAGGGUAGCUGUUGAAUAUUUUAACGAAUUUGUGGCAAAUUGGACUACCAUCCCGGAUUCUGAGAGGCACAACUUUGUGUGCAAAAGGACGCUACCCGACGAUGUCCCAAUCCCCUGUUAUCAGACGAACGACUUGGUUAUUGUCCUCGACUCCUCUGCGAGCAUCACGGCCCCAAAUUAUGAAAUUGCAAAGGACUUUGUGGCAAAACUGGCUCUUGCUUAUCGAGAACAUGAAGAUAACAGAUUGGGUUUCGUUAUAUACUCGUAUUCAGCGAGUCAAAUUUUCGACCUAUUGAAUGGAAUGAGUCCAGGAGAAAUGAACACGACUAUUAGAGCAGCUCCGUAUGAAAGUGGAAACACCAACACCGCAGACGGAAUUAAUGUUGGGGGCAACAUAUUGCUCAGAAAUGCUAGGGACGUGCCAAUGAAUAUGGUUAUUCUAACGGAUGGGCAAUCAAUGAGUCCCAGCGACACCAAACUUGCUGCAGAGUGGGCAGUUUCCAAUGGAAUUAGAACCUUUGCUGUUGGAAUUACGAGUAGUAUAAAUGAACAGGAAUUGGAAGACAUUGCGGGCGGAAAUUUGGAUUCUGUUUUUCUUGCUCCUGAUUUUGACAAGCUUCUCAAUUUGUUGAGACCUGUGAGUCUUCGCGUUUGCAAAUAAACAAUUAUAAACUAUUAGAUUUUUGUAAUUUGGGAGCAUUUAAUUGUGUUGUGAAUAUUUACUUGUUGAAAUAAAUAUAUGCUCUGGAAAUUGAUAGUAUGUAUACCAAACACUUUGCCUGUUCUCGUUUACUCAUCUAAUGAAUAAAUAUAGUGUAAAAGAAUAA